Sinocyclocheilus rhinocerous is the source of this 3618-nucleotide messenger RNA. RefSeq names its product serine/threonine-protein kinase PRP4 homolog. The record is from RefSeq and is a predicted model, not a curated record. Gene Ontology annotation, molecular function: protein serine/threonine kinase activity; ATP binding. Bases 86 to 3121 code for a protein of 1011 amino acids. Lineage: Eukaryota; Metazoa; Chordata; Actinopteri; Cypriniformes; Cyprinidae. Gene Ontology annotation, biological process: peptidyl-threonine phosphorylation; mRNA cis splicing, via spliceosome; peptidyl-serine phosphorylation. The transcript is spliced from 15 exons.
GAGAGCGCACGCGCUCCACUUCGCUCUAGCCCUCCUCAUAAUCUCACUGCAGAAGAAGAACACAGCGGGCCGCUGCUGAAACAAAAUGGCCGAUGUGGAAAUGGAUUUACGGAGCAAGAGGCUUAAUAGCGGGCCAGAGGAUUUAGAGAGGCCAGAGAAGAGUGGGAAUGAGGAUGAAAAUGGUGACAUGUCUGGAGAGGAUGAAGAGGAGGUUGAGGAAGAAGCGGAGGUGAAUGGAGAGAAGCAGGACAGCGGUUCCAAACACCACAGCAGUGGCAGCAAACACAAGAAAAAGAAACACAAGCACCGUAGCAAGCACAAAAAACACAAACAUGCGUCUGAGGAAGAUAAGGACCGCAAACGGAAACAUAGACACAAACAUAAGAAGCACAGACGCAAAGAGGAGCCAUCCUCCUCACCAUCUGGGGCCAUCAACAGGAGGGCUGUGGAUGGCUCUCCAUCACUGGGCAGUGCAACCCUGGAUGACAAGGCGCUUCUUGAAGACCUGGAGAAACAAAGAGCACUGAUUAAAGCUGAGCUGGACAGCCAGCUGAUGGAGGGGAAGGUUCAAUCAGGAAUGGGCCUGAUUCUACAAGGUUACAAUUCUGGCUCAGAAGAGGAUGGAGUGAAACAGCGGGCACGUAAUGGGGAGCAACGGCAAAGAACCAGUGGGGGCAGAACCCGCUCACCUAGGGACCAGAUAAGCAGGGGGGUUAGAUCCAAACGGGACUCAACGGACACCAGCAAACCAAGCGUUAAACGGCGCAGCCGCUCUCUCGAGAGAGUUGGUAAGGAUGCUAAGCUUGAACGAAUGACCAAAAUUGUGAAAGAGACUGUUAAGGAGCGUAGCAAGUCCAAAGAGAAAAAACGCUCCCGGAGCAGGGACAAAUCCAGGGAGCAUUUGAGGAAAUCCCAGUCCCCGUCUACAAGAAGACGCUCUGCGGAGAGAAAGUCAGACCAGAAGGGACGUUCGGAUCGGCGUUCCUCUCCCCAUAUAGAUGAGAAGCGGGAACAAGUCACACAGAGAUCAAACUCACGAGGACGCAAGAGCCGGUCACGAGAUCGACGAUCUCAUUCUAAAGAUGCCCGGCUGGGUCGCUCGGAGACGGACAGAGAAAAGAAGCCUGGAAAGUCUCCAUCCAAAGACACCUCAUCUGGGAAAGAGAAUCGGUCUCCUCAUCAACGUCGACGCAGUUCCUCCCCUCGCCAUAGGGACCGCCAGCCCAACCAGCCCCCAUCGGGUUCUGCAGACCGGAGUUCCAAACUGAGCCACUCGCCGUCUAGAAACAGGUCACCAGUCAGGAGAGGAGGACAAAGUCGCUCAAAUGAGCGCCGGAGAGAUUCCCCCUCCAGGAAGCAUCCUCGUGUGGAUGGAGCUGGGAGAUCAUGGGAAACGAGUCCAGCGCGGCACAGAGUGAGUCGCUCACCACUCAGACGUUGGUCUGUAUCACCACGGCGACAGUCUCGCUCCUCACCCAGAAGACGAAGUCGAUCGCCCCUGAGACGCAGGUCUGCUGAAAGGGACCGGUUUGGCCGCUCCAGACCACGACGAUCCACCUCCAGAGAGCGUGAGAGGAGGAGGAGGCGAAGUCGGGAUGAAGACAAGUUCAAAGGCAGUCUGUCAGAGGGUAUGAAAGCAGACAAAGACUCCUCCUCUGAAGAAGUGAUGGAGGACUUUGAUGCUGAAGAGGAGGAUGAAGAGGCUCUGAUUGAGCAGCGACGACAACAGCGACUUGCCAUUGUCCAGAAAUAUAAAGCAGUAAAUGAGGACAGCAAUAUGGGCUCCAUGGCAUCAGAGCCCAGCAGUCCUCAGAGCAGCACCCGCAGUCGUUCACCUUCCCCUGAUGACAUCCUGGAACGGGUAGCAGCUGAUGUAAAGGAAUAUGAGCGGGAGAAUGUAAACACUUUUGAGGCCAACAUCAAGGCCAAGGCCAACCUCAUCGCUCAGGAGAAAGAAGGAGCCAACCCAAAGAAGCCCUCAGCACCCGACAUGUUCACGGAGUCAGAUGACAUGUUUGCUGCAGAUUUUGAUAGUGCCAGACUGAGGGCUGCGGGUAUUGGUAAAGAUUUUAAGGAGAACCCCAAUCUCAGGGAUAACUGGACUGAUGCAGAAGGAUACUACCGUGUGAACAUCGGUGAGAUACUGGACAAGCGGUAUGAUGUGUAUGGGUACACUGGACAGGGUGUGUUCAGUAAUGUGGUCAGAGCUAGAGACACUGCCCGGGCUGGCCAGGAGGUGGCAGUCAAGAUCAUCCGAAACAAUGAGCUCAUGCAGAAGACGGGACUGAAGGAGCUUGAAUUUCUAAAGAAGCUGAAUGAUGCAGAUCCUGAUGAUAAAUUUCACUGUUUGCGGCUCUUCAGACACUUUUACCACAAACAGCAUCUCUGUUUGGUGUUUGAACCUCUCAGUAUGAAUCUGCGGGAAGUGCUUAAGAAGUAUGGUAAAGAUGUGGGGCUGCACAUCAAGGCAGUUCGUUCCUACAGUCAGCAGCUCUUUUUGGCCCUCAAACUACUGAAACGCUGCAACAUCCUCCAUGCUGACAUCAAACCAGACAACAUAUUGGUGAAUGAAUCAAAGACCAUUCUUAAACUCUGUGAUUUCGGCUCUGCAUCUCAUGUUGCUGACAAUGAAAUCACUCCCUACCUAGUCAGCAGAUUCUACAGGGCACCUGAAAUCGUAAUUGGUAAACCGUAUGAUUAUGGCAUUGAUAUGUGGUCAGUCGGCUGUACCCUGUAUGAGCUAUACACUGGGAAGAUCCUGUUCCCUGGCUCUUCCAACAACCACAUGCUGAAGCUGGCUAUGGAUCUGAAGGGCAAGAUGCCCAACAAGAUGAUCCGGAAAGGCCUGUUUAAAGACCAACAUUUCGACCAGAACUUGAACUUCCUGUAUAUAGAGGUAGACAAAGUGACUGAAAGGGAGAAGGUAACCGUGAUGAGCACCAUUAACCCCACUAAAGACCUGCUCGCAGACAUGAUCGGAGGUCAGAGGUUACCUGAGGAUCAGAGAAAGAAGGUCAUGCAGCUUAAAGAUCUGUUGGACGGUACUCUGAUGCUGGACCCAGCUAAACGCAUGAGCAUCAACCAAGCCCUACAGCACCCUUUCAUUCAGGAGAAGAUAUGAUACUUUAAUGUCUAACCUGUGACUGUCCAUUGUUCCAGGACUGAGCCAAUAGACUCAAGCUCAGAAUGUUUGGAAUCAUCACAAGACUUUAAAUUUUCUAUUUUUAUUCAUGUAUUUUCUAGUGAUUUUUGUUUUGCCCAGUCAUUUUUGAUUCAGAUCUCUCAGAAUGGUCUUGUUUUUAUUGUACAUAUGAACACAUUGUCAUUCACUUGAGAGAGAGGCAUGUUUAGCAGUUAUCAGACUUUGUCUUAUUUAACUUCAGAAGUGAACGAAAUGUGCAAAAUGCAGCAUUUAUAGGUUAGUUUAUUGUUCAGAUGUUGAAGGCAAGAAAUGGCUGGGCAAGCAUAUCAGAGAGACAAAUUAUUUUGGGAUUCUCCAAUUAUAAUGCAAAUGUGUCCUUUUUGGUGACCAUUUAAACCAGUGGCUUCAAUUUAGAUUUAUUUUAUCUAAACAAGGAGUGCACCACUUUUGCUGGUUAGUAACUUCAUACAGUCACC